CAUAAUUGUUUAUUGAAAACAUUUUGUUUAUUUUGUAUUAGCAAGUCGUCAUCACAUCAGACUUGUCAAUGUUUAAAAGAGACGGUAGGUUAGGUUUAAAAGCAGAAAACAAAAGCCAACAAAUCAGACAAUCUACAAAAAGGUAAACUUAAUAUUUUGAGGAUACCGCCGAAGGGCGGAGGAGAAAACAAUCAUGACAUCUAUGCUGUGCCGAAAAGAGUCUGGUGGACAGGUUCAUGUCCAUGACAGCGGCUUCAUUGAGGGACUGGCUGUUGAUGAUCAUGAUAAAAUAAGAACACAGAAUGUGUCAAAACAAACUUCAGCAAGAAGAAGACUUCCCCGUCCCAACACUACACCUUCUCCAUCACGAAGUUUGUCAAGGAACAUGGAUACAAACAGCCUUAUAGGCCAGACAAUGAGGGUUCAGCAUUGGCUUAAUGAAAAGACAGUCAAAACUCUACAGGAUAUAUCUUCAACAAAUGAGGACUUUAAUAAUUCAAGACAGGAUAUGUUUUUGGUUGGACAUAAUUCAAAGUGUCAAAUCUCAUGCCUUGAACAAGAAAAGUCUGAUUUAGAGUCCAGGGCUGCAAGACAACUGUAUAGUCCCUUACUACAAACAGAAAGUACUUUUGUUAGGGAUGUGGACAAUUACAUCAACCAUCGUGAUGUGACAGAUUUAAGAAAGAAAGAGGUAUUGCAUAAGAACUGGAAUGAGAGGGUAUACAAACCAUUACGGAAGAAGAUUAUAGAGGCAAUGGACAGCAAUGAUUGGCCAGAAGUUGACCGCAGAAAACGCGAGCUUCAUAGACAAUAUCUCGAGUUCACAAAUGAAAAGGGACAUGUUUUUCUGGAUACAAUGGACCCGGAGGAAUAUUAUGCUAUGGCAUUAAAUGGACACAGACCAGCUCCAAUAAAGCGUUGCGCCAGAUGUGCCCACCAUAAACAAUUGGCCAAUCGUAGAGUACCUAAUGCUACAAUGUUGUACCCUGUGCCAUUACAUGAUAAACAUGAGAUCGAGACACGCCCACUUCACGAUCCAUUGAUUUCACAAGGUCGUCAGCGCAGCGAGGAAGAUCGUACAAUACUACGAUGUGUGACAGGGUACCGGUACUCAGACAAAGAUAUAGAGCAGGUUAAGAUGCCAGCUAUGCCACUUGUACCACUAGGUCGUCAUGGUACUGAUAGUAUAGCUUGGCUUAAGAUGCCCCUCAUUAACAUAGAGAGUUCACCUAGAAUGGCAAGCAGACGAAGAAUGAGUGGAAAAUUCAAUGAUACAAAAAUAGAUUUUGGCGAGUGGUCAAAAGCCCAAUAUAGUCAUGCAGAAGUUGACCGCGAACUACAAAUACAGAAAAAACGUAAUUACCCGGAGGAUCAACGACCACCGUUCCCUAAACCAGUUAUACAAAGAGUAACAUUAAAACCAGCACGAAAUGUUUCGUUCCAUGAACCACUUGUACAAGAACCACAAACACUCGCUGUUCAACCUAUGACACAAACAAUGCAACAAACUGAUAUGGGAGCAGAAACAUGAUAAAUAAACUUAAUUGUGCACCAAAGUUAGAAUAAUCUUAAAUUAUGACUUGUCUAAGUAAGCCUAACAAUUUUUUGUAUUAAAAUGCCUUCAAAUUGCUUAUCUGUAGUUUUAAAUGAGAAAUUAAAGCAUGAACUUAAUCAAAUGCUAUCAUUCUGGAAUUGACUGUAGCAUAAAAUAAUUAAGUUAAGCACCUUAGAAAUAUGCAAUGAAAUAAAUCUUAGAUGAGGUAAAAGUUUGUUAAUUUAUAAUUAAGCCAGAUUUAAUUUGAUUACACAGAAAUGACGUUAUUUUCACUCCUUGUUUUCACUUUUUAUAAUCCCUCUUUAUAAGCAAAGCUAAUUUUAAUUUUGUGUUUUUCAAACUGGAGCCUCUGUGAUAUACAAUGUCUGUGAUAUUGCACAAUUUAAGAAGGCAUUAACUUUGUUGUCAUCUUACAUUUGUUAUGGUAAAAUCACAAACUGUUUGUUUUGUAUAUAUACACUUCUUUUCGUUCUUUUUUUAAAAAAAUCUUUUCAAUAGUUAUUUGAAAUACAUGUAAUAAGAUCUUAUCAAUUGUUGUAAAAUAGCAUUUGACCAAAAAUGUAGCUAUAAAAUAGGAAGUCUUUUAUGAUAAAGAUUCCAUGUACAUAAGUGAUUGUUUUACCCCUUGUGUUUCCUACGUGAUGAUUUAGUAUCAUUAUUUACAAACAUGAGUACAGCUUCAGGAAAACUAAGUUUAAUGACAAUAUUUUAUGUCAGUUUCUAAAAAUGUAAAAAGUAAAAGCUGAAAAUGUGAGGACUCUAGCUUUAUCCAUUACUUUCAUAAAUACAGCAAUUCUAAGAACACGUUUAUUAUUUUUGAUGCAAUCAUUAAAACAUCAUACCACUCCUGACAUCACGUAAACUCUUCAAUUAAAUUAAGUUUGAUUACAAAUUAAUCGAGGAAAAUGUGUUCUAAAGUGUCAGGUAAAACUUUGCAUGUAAAUGUUUGUAUUUGCUUUGUUCUUAAAAGCAGCUAUGUUUUUUCAUGCAUUUUUUCAUGCAUUUAUAAAUUCCCAUAGAAAUUGUGAAAUAUUAUGAGACAAAAAACAUAAUGAUAAUUAAUUUUUUAAUCUUAGCAAAUUAUUUCAUUAAACAUGCAUGCAUAAAUAUAAAACAACCUUGACAAUUUACAUUUUUUUCAUUAUUUUAAAAAUUAUUACACAAUGUCAUUAUGCCCGGUUUUCCUGGAGUGGUAUUCAUAUUUCUUUGUGUAUAAAAGUUUAGCUUUAAUUAUUAUUACAUUGUAUGUCGCCUUAAAUUUGUACUAGUCAAACGAGUUUUGCCUCUUACAGUAAAAACCAUGAUACAUUGUACAUGUAGUUGAAAAUUAGAUAUUUUAUACCAACAGUUAUUCAAAAUGCCAAUUUAAUUAGUAGAAUCCACAUUAUUUCUACUGUACAUGUAGUUUUUCACACAAAUGUGUAAAGCUUUAUGACAUAUCUUAAGCAUGUUGUCAAAGGGUCUAAAGCUAGAUUGGACGAUCUGUAAUUGGCCAAAUAUUUGACUGAAAAAAUAAAGUAUCGGAAAAAAGUAUGGUAUAUGUAAACUGCAGCUCUACUUAAUGGCGUAUGUGUGUAAUCAUCACCAAACAUAUUUUUAAAAAAAGUUAAAUAUUUUGUUAGGGAACAUUUUAUUCUGUUUUGUUAUAUAAUUUAUUUGUGUCAGAUAACAGAGUCACUUUGUAUUAAAACUCUAUGAUAAAGACCAAAACGGCAAGAGAAAAAGGAAAAAGAGGUGACUAUUCUGUUUUUGAAAUUGUUUGUGUGUAUUUCACCUAUUAUUGCUUUACACCCUUAAAGAUUUUACUGGAAAUAUUAUAUAACAUGGGGAUGCUGGACCUACACAUUACAUGUAUGUUGACAUGUACAUAUUUCUGUUACUACUGUGUUUCAAUAUGACUAGCCUUCAUGUUCUAUAUAGACUUAUUUUUAAAUUAUAUUAGAUGAUUUAUUCUUAUAUAAGUGCCUGUUAUUAAUUGUUACACUUUUAUUGAAAUUAUUUUUAGACAUGCAAUGUGUGAAUAAAAAACUUUAAUUAAAAAAAAA
Ruditapes philippinarum (Manila clam) is the source of this 3600-nucleotide messenger RNA. Its product is annotated as protein FAM228B-like. The coding region runs from base 194 to 1531 and encodes 445 amino acids. The record is from RefSeq and is a predicted model, not a curated record. NCBI's taxonomy places the organism in Eukaryota, Metazoa, Mollusca, Bivalvia, Venerida, Veneridae. The transcript is spliced from 10 exons.